This is a messenger RNA of Acanthopagrus latus (yellowfin seabream), 2677 nucleotides long. It is a transcript of the gene rec114, whose product is annotated as REC114 meiotic recombination protein. The transcript has 8 exons. Bases 316 to 1053 code for a protein of 245 amino acids. Lineage: Eukaryota; Metazoa; Chordata; Actinopteri; Spariformes; Sparidae. The record is from RefSeq and is a predicted model, not a curated record.
UAAAUACUGUAAUGCAUUUAAACAGGCUGUAUGUGCUGUCUAUCUCACGCACAAGUACAUUAAAGUGGCAUACAGGGCUGACUGCAUACUAAUAUCUAUACAACAGUGUGGGUUUUACCCUUACUGUGAAUAUUUUAAGUUUUUACACCUACUCUGCUUUCUCUUCAGCACUUGUUUCAGUCCAGUAUCCGACCAGUAACGUUACAGUCAGCUCCUACUCGACUGUCCACAGCAUCUUGAGGCCAGCACGGUUAGCAAGUGUUGGUUAUCAACAACAACAACAACAACAAAAAACUUGGCCCAAAGUGACUGGAAAUGGCCACCAGCCGGACAUGGAAGUUAAAACGCUAUGGGCGUUUCGUUCCCGGCUCCGCUGAGACUAGAGGGCAGCCGUGGAAGAUAUUUGAGGCAACUGGCAAGAAACCGGAAAUUGUCCUCACAGUUGUGGAAUCUGGAUACCUGCUGGUAGUUCAAGGACAGAAAAGCUUGCUGGGUAAGCAAAUCGAGUGCACCUUCUCUAGAAACUUCAAUAGCCUACGUGAUGUCCUUGAGGACACAAUCUCUUUGCUCUGCGGCGCUGAUGCACUCAAAGUACAACAGAAAUCUGAUAACCUGAUGUUUCGAUUUACUGUGGAGGGAGAGGGCCGCAUGAUAAGGAUGCAGUUUGAUGGAAGUUGCAGGGCAGAGGCUAUAAAGGAGUGUUCGAGUGCUGUGGAAAAACUGAUGGAGUACAUGCCUGUCACCACUCAGGAUGACGCCCCGCUGCCCCCUAAUCAGUCCCCUGCUGAGGUCUCAGCGCCAGUGUUACAGCAGACUGGGCAGGGAAAAGCUACAGGAGUUGAGCCUGAAGUUAUCCAGGGAUCGGUGUCCAUCAAGCGUCUCGCCCAGCACUUCUUGGGAGAGACUGCCUUGGCUGUGCCUCAAGUAUAUCGUCACGGCUGUUUGGCACAAGGUGACUUGGAGCCCAUCCUGCGUAUUUGUCUGCUGGAUCCCAGCUUUCAUGCAUUUGUUGAGAAGGUGGAGGGGGAGCUUAGGAAACUGCUUGAAGAGUGAAGAAUCUCAACAACAGCUGAAGGCAGAAAGGUUAUAGGCAUAGUCCUCCUCAUUGUCAUCUGUGUGGGUCUCGUAGUGUAUGUAAUCAGAGAAAGCUGCCAGCAAGAGGUGGAGAUGCAGGAUGCAGAUGUAGCCGAGCUCACUGUGCUCAGGAUGAGCUCUCUACGGACCAGGACAUCAUGAGAGGACUUACACCGCCCACCACACCUGCCAUUAGCUGGCAUGGACACUUUGUAAAUACCUUGAACAGGCUCUACUAAGAGUCUUCAUAACAAUUGUCAAUAAGUGCUGUUUCAGAGUUGUUUUUUUUCCUUCUCAUACAAGUUGGUCAUAGGUUUUAAACGGUCUGUAUGAAGUUGCCGUUAAUAUGGACAUUAUUGCAAACAGGGUUUAUAUUUUUUUCUGUAUUAUCAGUGAAUAUGUAACCGUUGUUGUGUCAGUGUUGAUCUCAUACUUCAGUGCGCCAUGGUGUCAGUUUUUAAUCUCGUUAAAGGAAUAAUUCAGUAUUUUGGGAUAUAUGCUUGAUUGUCUUUUUUGCCAAGAGCUUUAUGUCAAGGUCGAUAACACUCUUAUGUCUGUCCAGUGAAUAUGAAGCUGCAGCCAGCAGCCUCUUAACUUAGCUUAGCUUAGCUUAGCAUAACGACUUGGAAUAGGGGAAAACAGUCAGCCUGGCUUUGUCCGAAGGCAACAGGAUCAGCUUACCCCCUUCUCUAAAAGGACACUAAGUCAUCUCUGAUCUUUGUUUGUUUGAUCCAUACAAAAACCCAAAUGUAAAUAUGAUACUUUGAUGUUGUAUGGGUGGUUAUGUGCAGAGCUAUUUCUUAUAUGCAAGAAGUAGCCAGUCAACCAGCAGAAAACCCCAGGAAAUUACUGCAUGAAACAGGCUGGCAUUUGUAACUCCUGUUGAAAGGUGAAAAAUUGGUUUCCUCUCCCCGUCUGUUCAGUCUUUAUGCUAAGUUUGGCCAACUGGCUGCUGAAUCAAGCUUUAUGUUUACUGGAGAGACAUCCAGUGUUAUCGAUCUUCUCAUAUAACUCACAGCAAGAAGGCAAAGAUGUCAAACUAUUCCUUGAAAGUGAUGGUUUCACUUUGGCACAUUUUGUGUUUGUUUUUUUUUUAUCGGAGAUGAAAUGGCCGCCAGCAGCUCUGGGAAAUUCAGUCAGUACUGUUCUCUUACUCUCAACUUUUUAUAUCUUGAAAAUAGUAUUUCAUUUUUCUAACCUGGAAACAUUUUUUGUGCCUUUUGUAUUAGCUAUAUCGACAUAAGUGGAAUCCUCCGGGCAGCUAAUAUUGAUCUGACUAACACUAACUGACUUGUGCUAUUGUUUGAGGUGUGCAUGCCAAAAAUGAAGUGAUUUUUCACUAGAACUACUUUUUGUUGUCCUCACCCGGGUAGCAUAUGUCUCCAGACUCAUGUAGGAUCAAACCCCCAUCGUGUCCUAUUCUUCCGCUAUGAUCCGGACUGAACUGAUAUUCUUAAUGAUUUACCUGUUUGACAGCUAGAGGUGUAAAAACCAUGUAUGUGAUGAUUUGUAUCAUGGCUGCAAGCAGCCAAUCAUAGGAUGUAGAUGCAAAUUCUAUAAUAGUAUUUGCAGUAUGUUUUUUUUUUUUUUUCAGGAUUUUUUU